Messenger RNA from Stegodyphus dumicola, 752 nucleotides. RefSeq lists its product as uncharacterized. NCBI's taxonomy places the organism in Eukaryota, Metazoa, Arthropoda, Arachnida, Araneae, Eresidae. The record is from RefSeq and is a predicted model, not a curated record. Gene Ontology annotation, molecular function: DNA-binding transcription factor activity.
GUUACCCGAAUGUACAGGAUGCCUCAGUUCAAGGUAGUGCCAACCCGAAAAAGAAAGAUUAUGAUAUCUCGGAAAAUUAAGGAAAAACUAGCCAAUAAAGAUAGUAUUGCUGGUGAAGAAGUUUUCAUGUUUAAUUUACCUAAUAGCCAAGAUCAUCAAAAUCAUCUAAUGGGUAACAUGGCUGCAGUAAUAGAACCUAUAGAUGCUAGAGUGCGGCAUUUCAUAGCUUCUAAAGUUAAGAAUGGAAAAUGCAAUGCCACUGUAAUUGCAGAGCUAUUAGAAGUAUACGUUUCAACUGAAUUGGGAGAAACUGAUAAAACGCGCAGACGAUUUUAUCCAGAAAUGGAGGCAAUAAGGAAAAUAAUAAGCCAAGCAAAAUCCGAUAUUAGAACUAGUAAAAUUGACCAGGAAAAUACAGAAAUGUUAAUAAAUAGCUGGGAUACUUCCAAGUGUUCUGUUUUUUUAGACCAUGUACUGAAAAUACAUAUGAUGGUACUGAGCCAAAUGACUUUACAGAUUCAAAACUAAAUCUGCUAUUUGUAUAUCAAAGUGAAGAAAUGAAAAAUUUAUAUGUCUUAUAUGGUUCUAAUCUUGUUCUUCUCGACGACGCGACCUAUCGAACCUGUAAGUAUGCUCUCCCACUUUAUUUUUUAGUUGUCAAAACAAAUGUGAACUAUCAAAUAGUGAGCAUAAUAAUUACACAAAAUGAAACAGCCAAAGCAUUAGAAGAAGCUCUUAUAAUUAUUAAAAAU